UGGUGAUGGCAAGCUACAUUGUAGCCACAGCCACCCUGGGGCGCACUGACAGAGGCGUUCUUUAGUCUGUUGGUUUUGCACCUGAUGGAUCUGAGCCUUUUUCCAGAGGGCAGGAUGUUGAAGAGGUGGUGGCUAGGAUGGAGGUGGUCCUUUAUAAUUGCCCUGGCUCUGGAGAGACAUCUUGAGCUGCCAAUUAAGUCCAGGGAGGGGAGUGGACAGCCGAUCACCUUCUCUGCAGUUCUGAUGACCCUCUGUAGUCUCUUCUUGUCAGCUGUUGUGCAACCAGCGUACCACACAGGGAUGGCGUGCACCAGCACACUCUCGAUAGUGUCACGGUAGAAGAAUGCAAUUGUGUGAGUCAGAGUUUCUCAUCAAUAAUUACUAUAUUUUACUUACAUACUUUAUUUUCCUAGUUAGGUAUUCUUUCGACUUCUGUGCAUUUCCGUAGUUUGAACUCAGAACAUGGAGAUAACAUGGGCACAACAAAGAGUUGUUAAAAUACAGGACUUUAAUGGAAUAUAUUGCUUGUUAUGUUGUUUUUGUAUUUCUUUUAUUAUGACUGUGAAAGAAGAAAAUGUUAUAACUUUACAGAGAAAGAUGUAGAUGCCUGUGGUUGUGAAUGUGUAAAGGUUAAUGAGGGUUUAAACUCACGUCUUUGUGCAGGUAGUAUGGAUUCAUUCAUCAUUACUGCUUGGGUAUGGAAGGGAAAUCUUGUUAGUGGCGUUCAAGAGCAAGAAUAUUCAUGCUUGUCUUUUGUCAUCACAAGAAAACUUUAGACUUUCUGUUAUGGAGAAGACUGCCUGGUUUUAUUUGAAGUUCCUAACGUUAUGGACUGUGAAAGGAUUUAAUAUCCGCUCCAGUUGUUUGUCAUUUUCUCUCCCAUCACAGAUGCUAUUUAUAGCUGUAACUGUUACGACUGACAGCAGGAGUAUGUUGGAGCUCUGCACAUUUUCACCUCCUAUCAUUCCCAUCUGAUGUUUUCCAUUUCUCUGACCUCCUUCUUGUGGUUAUUGCGGUACUCCUUUAACCGUUACAUAAAACAUACAGUAUUGUGCAAAAAUGUUGAAAAAUAAUGCAGUGAGUAGCUUCAUAAGUUCACCCUCAAAUCAGUAAUUGUUGUGCUUGCACUUUUUCUUUGAUGCAGCACCAGUUCUCAAAGGAACAUUUUUCAAAGCAUCUUGAAGCACUUGCUGCAGUUUUUCUGUGUCAGCCUGUCUCUCACUUUUCACUGUCUUUUUGUGUAAAGACAGACUGACGCAUUGAUAUUGGGAUCAGGCCUCUGCGGGGGACCAGAUAUCUAAUGUCUAGAAUUGACCUAAACCUUUGCUCAGUGCCAUAUGUCUGCUCUCUUUUGUAUCAAAGUCAAUGUCUAACAUUCCCCUUCUCUCAAUGUUUUACAUUUCUUUCCUACCCCCAACACCCCCCAUUUCUUCCCAAAAGACCCCUUUGCUCCCUCAGAUGGUAGCACCAACGCAGCGUCUUCAGGUCUAGACCUUUUCGGCAUGAUGUCAGUGGAGAGCAAUAACCCGGCUAGUUCCCUGGAUGCCUGUUUUAGCUCGGGUGUGCCCCAGCCCUCCCCUUCCCAUUCCCCUUCACCGCUCUUCACCUCCUCAUCCAACACCAUCACCACCACUGCAACCAUUUCAGCUCCUAUUGCCGCCAGCACCACCAGCCCUGGGAUUGACCUUUUCAGUGAUAUCUUUGACUCCAUGCCAGACACGAGCUUCUCCAAAACAGACCUCGCUCCCAGUGCUGACUUGUUUUCAGCAGCGGAUGUGUUCAGCUCCUCUGCCCCCAUCCUCUCCUCAGCACCCCCAUCCAAAAUUGACACAGGAGCCAUCAUGAAUCUGUUUGGUGUGUGAAGCUGAAGGCUGAUUGUUCCCCUUCUUUGCCUUAAUGCUGCGAUGGAAAUGGCUCGACCCACUGCGACCCUGUCAUGGAAUGAAUGGUGGACUGUGUUUAUGUUUUUUGGUUGAC
Maylandia zebra (zebra mbuna) is the source of this 1977-nucleotide messenger RNA. The record is from RefSeq and is a predicted model, not a curated record. NCBI's taxonomy places the organism in Eukaryota, Metazoa, Chordata, Actinopteri, Cichliformes, Cichlidae.